Messenger RNA from Cygnus olor (mute swan), 2928 nucleotides. RefSeq names its product interleukin 15 receptor subunit alpha (gene IL15RA). Lineage: Eukaryota; Metazoa; Chordata; Aves; Anseriformes; Anatidae. The transcript is spliced from 7 exons. Bases 343 to 1065 code for a protein of 240 amino acids. Gene Ontology annotation, molecular function: interleukin-2 binding; interleukin-2 receptor activity. Gene Ontology annotation, biological process: inflammatory response. The record is from RefSeq and is a predicted model, not a curated record.
UACUGACCUCAGCUGCAGUGGAACAGCUCUGGAGUCAGUAGCUCUGAUGUGUCAAACCACUUCCUACACACAACAGCAUGCUCUGCGACGGUGAGCAUUAAGUUUGAUUUCCUGGAUAAAAGCAGAAGAGACGGCAGCCUUUAUUGUCUCUGGCGGAGCCAGUCAGUGGAACGACAAUUUGUUGACCAGAGAGCAAAGUCCUUGCUGCGCACGCAGGGUGGCUCUGCCCAUAGGUCUAACCAUGCAGUAGACAGCUCGUUGGGUCAGCCAACAGCAGCCCAUCGCUUCUGAGAAAUUCUUCAUCAUCCUCGGAGUUGCGGAGAAAAGAUGUGAACAAGUCCCAUGGAGCUCAAGUGCCUUUUGAUGUGGCUCUUGUUUGGAUCCGUCAAGGGAAACAGGGCAGGAAAAUGCCCACCUCCUCCAAGGACUGAAUUUGCUGACGUUGCUGCUGAAACAUAUCCAGUGGAUACCAAACUGUAUUAUGUAUGUGAUGACGGCUACAGGAGGAGAAGCGGGCAGUACUCGGGAAUUCGGUGUCGGAAUAUAUCGGGGACUGUUUCUUGGGUCUACAGGGAAUUUGAAUGCAUUGAUGAGAAAAUUUUGUUGUCAAAUGCUCCCACGGUGGAGUUAAAUUUUACACAGGAGACAAGAAAAACACAGAGCCCUGCACCUCCAAAGCAAGAAAACAUUUCAGGUUUUUGUGGUACACCCAAGACUAUUCCACAUGCCUCUCUAAAAAUGGACAAAGAUUAUUCCGUGGGGCAAGUAUUAUAUUUCAAAUGCCAGGCUGGUUACGAUAAGCGACCUCCUAUCUCUGGCACACGCACGUGCAAGAAGGUGAACGGAAAAACCAUCUGGACACCCCUCAACAUGCGAUGUACCAAUGACAGCAGCAUUAGGGACAAGUGGCUGUCACCCGUUACUGAGCCAGAUCUGCCUGUUUUCCUACAGCAUCCAGUUCAGUGUGUUUCAGGUUCAGCUCAUCCAUCCUUUUCCUCUUCUAUGAUACUGCCAGUGACAGCUAUCUUUUUUGUUCUGUUUACCCAUUCUGCUGUCUUUGUGUGACUCGCCAAGCAGAGAUGGUAAGUGGGAAGGAACCAGGAAAAUAUGAAAUCUAAAAAAAAAAAUCUCUUGUACUGGAAGAGCCAUCAGCCAGAUCAGCCAUCUCAUUAUUGCACUGCUUGGAUUUCUGAAUACUUUUUGUGGUAUUAAAUAAACGACCCUGGAUUUUGGGUUGUCUGGUUCAGCUGUUAAAUGCUCGUACAAGAAAAGCAGGAAUCAGAGCUUUUGAAAUCAAAAAGCAUGCAUAAAACUGCUUUGUCCCAGCCAUUGUGGAACUGAGAAUGACAGUUCAAAUAACGGGUGGAAAAUGAAUCCCGUGAGGAAAUUAAGGUUAAUUAUGCAAAUAUGUUGGUUUCAGAUAGAUUACGCAAUCAGCUUUUUUCUCUCUGGCUGAUCUGUGGGAAGUCUGGUGAAGCAUCUGCCACCACCACCACGUAAUUCUUCUUCCUUCAUCCCCCUGAUUUCUCAGUCAUAUCAUGACAACUUUGUACUUCAGACUUAUUUCAGUCUGGCCUCCUCGCUCUUUCUGUUACCACACUGAGAUGCAUAAAGACUGCUCCUGCUCACAGGCUCCCCAGCCUCGUUAAUCCAAAAUGUCCCAAUUUCACACUUGGGAGUUCUCUUUUUCUCCUCUUUCUUUGCUAAUCCUCAUCCCAAUUUCUCCUCAUGUUCUUCACUAAUGACUAAUGGGCUCUGCUUGUCUGCUGAAUGGGGAUCUUUCCCUACAAGGCAGAGGGAGGAACUUUGUGUAACCACCAUCAGUGCUUUUUGCCUGUUCAUGAUAGGGUAAAGCCAUAGAAAGUGUAGACAACGCUUUGAAACUUGUGUUAGCGAAGAUGGUUAACCAUGGUGCAGAUUGCCUGGGCCACUGUGGGGUUUCUGAGAAUAUGAUAGGAGAAUAAUUACCAAGAAAGUUCUACAUUUCAUUGGCCCUGUGGUGGAGCAAGUGCUGAAAUAGCUGAUCCCAAAAGAAAGGGUAAUUGAGGUCCUAAGUGGUGUCUUCUGCAGAAAGUGCUGGAUGAUUUUUCCCUGUAAAUAUAGAAGAAGCCAUAGAAAACCUGCCUUUUCUCAGCUGUGAUGAUAACUUUCCAGGGAAUUGUGGCAUUCAGAUCUAAGCUUGUGAAAUCAAGGCCUUGCUGCAGAAGAACCGGGUUGCAUCUUACUGGACUCCUUUGUGGUCCAGUAUGCACAUGUGUUUUUCAUUGCUCCCGUCUUCCAAUUAUUGCAAACUAUCUCCACAACAGUUACUACAUUAUUACAUUCCUGCUGUAUUUAGUGAUUAUUCUAUUCUAUUCUAUUCUAUUCUAUUCUAUUCUAUUCUAUUCUAUUCUAUUCUAUUCUAAACUAUCCCAUCCCAUCCCAUCCCAUCCCAUCCCAUCCCAUCCCAUCCCAUCCCAUCCUAUCCUAUCCUAUCCUACUCUUAUCCCAGAUCAGAGAAGGAUGCUGCAGAUUGUGGCAGCAGAUAAUUUGUCUAUGCCUUUUGUAGCUGCAGAGCACCAAAGAGCCUAGCAUAAAGGCAUCUGAGGACAGAUUCAAGCACAACUUCAGCAUAUGCAAUACUUGACAUGUACUUAUGUUAUUGGGAAUUUAUGAGGUCUGAAUAGUCUUCUGCCUCUUUUUAGCUAUGUUUUGCCUGGGAGGAUGGUGUUCAUCUGACAAAAUGUAGGUAGCUAUGCCUGAGACAGACAAUGGGAAGGAACAAGUCCUUUAGGGGAUCACCAUGUUGCCUAUAUAUAUAUGCAUAUAUUUAUUUAUGUCAAAUAUAUUCACACAUAUACACUGCUUUAUAUAUAUACAUGUACUGCAAUAUAUAUACAUAUACAUGUAUAUAUAUAGCUCUGUCUGUAUGUGUACGUAGCUUUACAC